Messenger RNA from Peromyscus eremicus (cactus mouse), 2618 nucleotides. RefSeq names its product TOX high mobility group box family member 2 (gene Tox2). The transcript is spliced from 9 exons. The record is from RefSeq and is a predicted model, not a curated record. Gene Ontology annotation, biological process: regulation of transcription by RNA polymerase II. Gene Ontology annotation, cellular component: nucleus. Gene Ontology annotation, molecular function: chromatin DNA binding. Bases 25 to 1542 code for a protein of 505 amino acids. NCBI's taxonomy places the organism in Eukaryota, Metazoa, Chordata, Mammalia, Rodentia, Cricetidae.
GCCGCCGCCGCCGCCGCGCCCGCCAUGGACGUCCGCCUGUAUCCCUCGGCGCCCGCGGUAGGUGCGCGGCCCGGGGCCGAGCCGGCCGGCCUGGCGCACCUGGACUACUACCACUGCGGCAAGUCUGAUGGUGACAGUGCCUACGUGGGGAUGAGUGACGGAAAUCCAGAGCUCCUGCCAACCAGCCAGACCUACAACAGCCAGAGUGAGAGCAAUGAAGACUAUGAGAUUCCUCCUAUAACGCCUCCCAACCUCCCUGAGCCAUCCCUCCUGCACCUGGGGGACCACGAAGCCGGCUACCACUCGCUCUGUCACGGCCUUGCGCCCAACGGCCUGCUCCCUGCCUACUCAUACCAAGCUAUGGAUCUCCCAGCCAUCAUGGUGUCCAACAUGCUGGCCCAGGAUAGCCACCUGCUGUCUGGCCAGCUGCCGACGAUCCAGGAGAUGGUCCACUCGGAGGUAGCUGCCUAUGACUCAGGCCGGCCAGGGCCCCUGCUGGGCCGCCCAGCGAUGCUGGCCAGCCACAUGAGUGCCCUCAGCCAGUCCCAGCUCAUCUCCCAGAUGGGCAUCCGGAGUGGCAUCGCCCACAGCUCCCCAUCACCCCCAGGGAGCAAGUCAGCGACUCCCUCUCCAUCCAGUUCCACACAGGAGGAAGAGUCAGAUGCCCAUUUCAAGAUCUCGGGCGAGAAGAGACCCUCAGCAGACCCAGGUAAAAAGGCCAAGAACCCAAAGAAGAAGAAGAAGAAAGACCCCAAUGAGCCACAGAAGCCUGUAUCGGCUUACGCUCUCUUCUUCAGAGACACCCAAGCCGCCAUCAAGGGGCAAAAUCCCAGUGCCACCUUUGGGGAUGUCUCCAAAAUAGUGGCCUCCAUGUGGGAUAGCCUGGGAGAAGAGCAGAAACAGGCGUAUAAGAGGAAGACCGAAGCGGCCAAGAAGGAGUACCUGAAAGCCUUGGCGGCCUACAGAGCGAGCCUCGUCUCCAAGAGCCCUCCGGACCAAGGCGAGGUCAAGAACGCUCAGGCAAACCCACCAGCCAAAAUGCUCCCACCCAAGCAGCCCAUGUACGCCAUGCCCGGCCUGGCUUCCUUCCUGACGCCCUCCGACCUGCAAGCCUUCCGCAGUGGAGCUUCCCCUGCCAGCCUUGCCAGAACGCUGGGCUCCAAGGCCCUGCUGCCCGGCCUCAGCACGUCCCCUCCCCCACCCUCCUUCCCUCUCAGCCCCUCACUGCACCAGCAGCUGCCACUGCCCCCCCACGCGCAGGGCGCCCUUCUCAGCCCACCUCUCAGCAUGUCCCCAGCCCCUCAGCCUCCUGUUCUACCUGCCUCCAUGGCACUCCAGGUGCAGCUGGCGAUGAGCCCCUCGCCUCCAGGGCCACAGGACUUCCCACACAUCUCUGAAUUUCCCAGUGGCUCUGGCUCCCGCUCACCUGGCCCAUCCAACCCUUCCAGCAGCGGGGACUGGGAUGGGAGUUACCCCAGCGGGGAACGCGGCCUCGGCACCUGCAGCUUGCUCCCCAGGGAUAAAUCGCUCUACCUCACCUAAUCCCGCCUCCCCUCCCUCCCUGAGGCUCUCCGGAGGGCACUGCUCCGAGCCAGAAGGGCUGACCACAAGAGAGAGGCCAUGGCAGCAGGCAGGGUGACCGGCCAGCGAGAGCAGUGAUACACCCAUGCCCCAGGGCUGAGUCUCUCCCUCGACCUCCCACCAGACUCUGCAGAGGCAGUCCACCGCCCACCACCAGCCCAAAGAACCUACAGGAACCUUCUGCCCGCUGACCUGCUUGCUCCAGGGUAGCCGUGGACCCCACUCCUUGGCCUGCACACAGUCCCCUGCGUCUGGACUUCUGGCCCCAGCCCAAGCUCACCGGGCUGCCCACCUCCAGGUUGCUUAGCAACAGACACCCACCCCAGAUGCUGGGCCAGCCACAGGUGUACUCUCGGUGUACACAAAAGAUGCUGAAACCCACACGCUGUGGGUUCCGUGUAAGUAGUUCACUGUUUUAGAAACGUGCUGAAGACACCUGUGAGAUUAUUUUGUGGGGAGACAGAAAGUUUCCUUUAAGGUUAAAAAAAAGAAAAAAGAAAAAGAAAAAGAAAAAAAACAUUUUAUAAGACCUUUAGCACAUUUUUUUUUUUAAGUUUUAUCUUAAGGGAGACAUGUGCACAGAAGCUGUCAAACUGAUUCUUAUCUGCACACAGAGAACGGGAGCUUUUAAGCCACACCCAGGGGCAUUCUCCUCCUCCUUCUUCCUCUUCUCCUUCUCCUUCUCCUUCUCCUUCUUCUUCUCCUCCUUCUACUUCCUCUUCUCCUUCUCCUCUUCCUCCUCCUCCUAUUCCUCCUCUUCUUUCUCGUCUUCAUGUUCUUUUUCCUCCUCCUCUUUUUCUUUUUUUUAUAUAUCACAUAUCCACCUAUUUAAAAAUGCCAGCAACAAUUUUGGUCAUCUAUUUAUGAAGAAAAGUUGAGAACAACGCUGUGGUUCCUCCUUACAUGUGUGUGGUUUGGGGUCUGGCUUUGGUUUGUGUUGUUUGCAGCUGUCUCCUGGCCCUUGCAAUGUCCGUCCCGGUACCCCAGUGCUUCGCUCAGACCUCUUUGUAAUAAAACUUCUGAAAAGUGGCAAGCAA